Leguminivora glycinivorella is the source of this 911-nucleotide messenger RNA. RefSeq lists its product as uncharacterized. The transcript has 6 exons. The record is from RefSeq and is a predicted model, not a curated record. Lineage: Eukaryota; Metazoa; Arthropoda; Insecta; Lepidoptera; Tortricidae. The coding region runs from base 1 to 900 and encodes 299 amino acids.
AUGGGUGAAAAUGAGAACUUUGAAACAAAUUACAUAUGGAAAGUGGGCGAAGUAGCCAUAGCCUGGCUGUCCAAGAAAACUUACGCAAAAGUCACUGUAGUGAAGGACAAUCGUGGCCAUUUUCAUGGUGAUAAGGGCGUAACAGUGGAAGAUGAUGGUUCUACGGAGAAAGUGAAAUGGAAGAAAGAACUUUGCUAUCAUGUUGAAACUUUUGUCACGAAACAGAAACUUUGGAUUCCAUGGACUUGUUUACGUCUCGCGGAGAGGUGCAGGCCGUUCUACGGGCCUAGCAGAGUGGUCAAACCGAAGGGUGUGGUCACUAAAACUAGCCCUGGGACGGGGUCUGUGAAGAAGGUCACUAAGGUAGAUCCCCUGCUACCCUUCAAUGUGAAGCCAGACCACUACAAGACGCCUGACUUUAAUGCCAAAUAUGAUCAGUCGCAUCAACCACUCAAGCAGGGAAAAGUUGAGAACUCUUUUAAGGAGUUUGUGCGGAGGGGAAAGGAGAUGUUCUUUGAUACAUAUUACAAGGUGCUGAUGAUGGAGAAUACUAUUGAGAGCCGGGACACACUAGAAUAUCUUCUGCAAGUGGACGCCAGUACUGAAGACAAGUUCGACUUGGUCAUCAAGAACAUAAUGACGGAGAGAGAGAUAGAAGAUUACCUGCACCAGUGCUGGAGAUACAACUACGUGCAUAAGCGACUUCCGGCGAACGCCGAAAAUGAUACAGGAGAGAAUACACCAGUUCGAAAAGUAGCUCCUAUAUCGUGGUGCCUCGUGUGCGGGAGUAAUGAGGGCAGGCGCCGCGAGUGCCCGCGCUGUCCUGUCUCGUACCAUCCCGCCUGCCGCAAGGAAUGGCUCGUCAAAAUCAUACGUAAGUUAUAUCAAAGAGGAUUGUAAGUAUCAAUCCA